AUGAAGCGUAUUAAUAUUCCAACAUCAACUAUAGGGUGUCUAUUAUUAUUUUUGUUGAGCUCCCAAAAUGGUCAAUACGAGUGCAUGAAUAUAAAGGGAUCAUCAAAUAAUGGAAGUGAAAGCAAUGAAACUGUUAAGGCUCAAAAUGGAAAAUUAAAUACACAAUGGAGUGAGAAAGGAUAUAAUUUUAUGGAUCUCAUAAAAAAUGGCUAUGUGGAAAAUAAAGACUUAGAUGAUAUUAAAGAUGAUCUAGCUUCUGAAUUAGCUACAAAAAUACAAAAUACCGUAACCAAUUAUAUAAAAGAAGACCACGAUGAAGGUGAGAUAAAUGCUAAUGAUAUAAAAAAUUUGAAGAUUUAUGUAAAGGACAUUUCUGAAUAUGUAGGCUUAAAAGCAGCAGAUUUAUUAGAUAAAAAUUUAGAAAAUGCUCUUAAACCUAUUAUAGAAAAUAAACCACAUGACAAAUCCGACAAUAAAUUAAGUAACGAAGGUACAAGCAGUUUUAGAUUUAACAACGAAAUUAUUGACGAUGAAGACCCUGAACAAGAAAUUGAUCAUUUUGCAGAUGAUUUAACUGAUGACUAUGAAGUUAAGCAACAUGAAAAUUUAGAACACUACGAAAAGGAAAUAAAUCCACAUCAUUAA
Molecule: messenger RNA, 645 nt
Organism: Plasmodium vinckei vinckei
Lineage: Eukaryota; Apicomplexa; Aconoidasida; Haemosporida; Plasmodiidae
Product: male development gene 1, putative
Exons: 1
Coding region: 1-645 (214 amino acids)
Source: RefSeq, a predicted model, not a curated record